AUGGGCAGGCGUGUGCUGCUGCCUGGUCUGCUCCUGUGUCUUCCUCUGGCUGCAGGCUGGACGGCUUCUAACUGCCUAGUGACCGAAGGCUCCCGGCUGCCUCUGCUGUCUCGCUACUUCAUAAGCUUCCGGCUGUACUCUAGCCUGCCCCUCCUUGCCACAUGCUUCUCGGUGACCAACCUGACCCAGGCCUUGGAGGCUGUGCCGCAGAGGGUGCAGGCGCUUGGUCUCUCUGGCACUGUUUCUGUUCUGCCCCAGGAUGCCUUCUCCAACUUUCUGGGACUCAAGGUCCUGGAACUGAAUCUCCAUCUCAGCCGACUCCUGCCAGGAGCUCUGCGGGGCCUAGGACAGCUGCAGUAUCUCUGUUUCAUGGCUCCCCCAAUGAAAAAGACCCCACUCUUCCUACCCCCUAAUGCCUUUAGCGGCCUCAGAGCCCUCCAACACCUCAGUUUCUCGGGCCCCUGCCUGGACGAAAGCUUGGGUGUCCGACUGCCUCCUACACUACGGCAGCUGUCUGUCACAUACGGUUGCCUUCAGGAUAUGGGGACGCUGGCCAACAUCUUCCCAGAUCUGGUGCAAGGUGCUUCCUCUGAGGAUGCCUGGACCCUGGACAGGUUGGAUCUGUCCUUCAAUGCGAAGCUGCAGAAUAUCAGUUCUGGGGCUCUCCAGGGCCUGAGACUGGGGACCCUGCAUCUGGACCGCACCAAGAUAAAAGCAGCUGCAGUGCUGGGACUGGGACUGCAGAGACUGGACACACUGUUCGCGUCAUCCUCUGACACGGUGGCGCUGCCUGCCGAGCUGGUUGCCUCCUUGGAGCUGCAGCAGCUGCAUUUGCGGGGCAAUCGGAUAAAGCGCAUAGCGCCCGAGGCCCUGGCCUCCUGCCACAGCCUGAAGACCUUGGAUCUUGGAAACGCUGGCCUGACGGAGCUGCCACCAAGUUUCCUGGCCACCAUGCCCAGGCUUCAGAGACUGAAUCUGGCCCAAAACCAGCUGCAGGCUGUCAUGCUGUGUGCAAACGAGACAGGGCCUGUGUCAGGCCUGUGGGCCCUGGACAUGUCUGGCAAUGGAUUGCGCAUCCUGCCUCCAGCCACCUUCUCCUGCUUGCCACAGCUACAGGAGCUGGAACUUCAGAUAAACCAGCUGACUCACCUAGAGGGCCAGAUGUUCCAAGGCCUACAGAGGCUAAUGACCUUGAACUUGCACAGCAAUCCUUUGGUAUCCCUGGGUGAGGGCUGGCUGGUUCCUCUGCCUGCUCUGACCAGUCUAAACCUGCUCAACACCCAUGUGGAGCUGAGCUCAGCCGAGGCCUUCUGGGGAGCAGAGAGUCUGCAAGACUUGAGGCUGCAGCUCCCCCGUGGCCCUCCUGGGGUGGCGUUGUCCCUGCCCACGAGGCUGACCAGCCUGGAGCUCCACGCUGUCCCAGGCAGGAAGCCCUGGGAACUGGCUUCUAAUGUCUUUCCAGUCUUGCAAACCCUGACUUUAAAAGACUGGGGCCUUCAGCUGGGGCCCCAGAAUAUCUCCAAAAUCCUCCCCGCUCUUCGCCAGCUCGUUCUGAUUGGCCGGAGCUUGGAGGCCCUCUGCUCCCAGGACUACUCUAGCUUCUUCCUGUGGCAGCUCCCCACGCUGCAGUCCCUGAAGGUCCAGGCGCUGGGACACAUCUCCAGACCCUGCCGCAUCACGGGGCUGCCCAGCCUCCAGGAGCUGAAGCUGGAGUCCUUGAAGUCCAGAGCCCAGCCCCGGCUCCUGCAGCUGGCAGAGCUGGUGGGGGAGCUGCCCCGGCUGGAGGUGCUGCAGCUGUACCACACGGGGCUGCAGACCCUGUCUGCCGCUGCGUUCCGGGGCCUCGGCAGUCUCCAGGUCUUGGUGCUGAUGGGGGAGGACAACCUGGUGCUGGACGACAGCCUCCAGGACCACAGUCCCCGGAUGCCCCAGUACAUGUACAUUUUCUCUUCGUCCUUGGCCUGUCUCUGCGCCAAUGCCUGGGUGGCACCCUGGCUGGAGAGGUCCCCUAGAACCUACUGGCACAUCAGAGCGUACCAGAUGUGCCCGGCAGAAGCUGAGGGCCGUCCCAAGAGCCCUCUCUUCCCCUUUCUCCAGAGCCACUGCUUCCAGACCUUGGAGCUGGAGCUUUUCGUGGGCUGCUCCUGCCUGCUGCUUCUGUUGAUCGCCUUGCCCCUCCUCCAGGAAGCCCGCAACUCUUGGGUCCUUUAUCUCCAGGCCUGGCUCAGGGCUUGGCUCCAGGGUCUAUGGGGUCAUGGGGGUGAGGGCCAGAGAUUCCUCUACGAUGUGUUCGUGUCCCACUGCAGCGAAGACCAGGGCUGGGUGGUGCAGGAGCUGCUGCCUGUUCUGGAGGGCUGUCCUCCAGCUGGCCGCGGACUGCGCCUCUGCCUCCCAGAGAGGGACUUCGAGCCGGGCAAAGACGUGGUCGACAAUGUGGCCGACAACAUGGCGGGCAGCCGGGUGACCCUGUGCGUGAUGAGUCACCCGGCCCUGCACACGGCCCGCUGCCGCCUGGAGCUCCGCCUGGCCACCUCCCUGGUGUUGGCUGCCCCUCGGCCCCCAGUGCUGCUGCUGGUCUUCCUGGAGCGCAUCUCUCGCCACCAGCUGCCCCGCUACCACAGACUGGCCAGGUUGCUCCGCAGGGGCGACUACUGCCUGUGGCCCGAGGAAGAGGGAAAAAAGGAGGGCUUCUGGGCUUGGCUGGGGUGCAGGCUGCGGCAGUCUGGGUUAGGGUAG
Messenger RNA from Lepus europaeus (European hare), 2736 nucleotides. RefSeq names its product toll-like receptor 12. Bases 1 to 2736 code for a protein of 911 amino acids. The record is from RefSeq and is a predicted model, not a curated record. Gene Ontology annotation, cellular component: membrane. Gene Ontology annotation, molecular function: transmembrane signaling receptor activity; protein binding. The transcript has a single exon. Gene Ontology annotation, biological process: toll-like receptor signaling pathway; immune response; inflammatory response. NCBI's taxonomy places the organism in Eukaryota, Metazoa, Chordata, Mammalia, Lagomorpha, Leporidae.